GUGGUGUCUCCUUGUCUCGGCCAGCCCAUGACGUCUCACUUGACCUUCCUUGCUUGCAUCAUGAGGUCUUCAAAAGAUGCGUCCGAUGCCAGCGUCCUUGCGUCGCGGUUCUCCAUGAGAUUUCUGUUCCUCUUAGCGCUAGUUCUGGCAGAAGCCUUUCCCGGCCAAAUCCAACCUUCUAUCGCCCGUAGCAAUGAUGAUGUCCAGGAAUUAGUGCAGAUUAAAUUGCGCCCAAGGACUAUCACAAAAACCAUUCAUGUCGAGGCUGAGGGACUGCGCCCAUCGAGAAACUUACAUGAUACCAUCACAAACAUUCAUAUCGAUGCUAGAGGACUGCACCCAUCGCGCUCAUCGCGCCCACCGUGUCGCAAACAUCGCUUGCAUAAUACUGACGAAAGUGCUUUGUACGAUGCUAUCCUUGAAGUCUUGCGCAAUACUGACUCUAGCGGCUUGCACGAUGCCAUCGCAAAAAUCUUGGACGAUUUUAUGUCAGGACGUCUUUAUAGAUCAGGAUCAGGACGUCGUUAUGGUUCAGGAUCAAGAGGUCGCUAUAGCUUAUACGCUCGUAAUCACCUGCGAUCAAGAAUGAGGCCCGAGAACCAACAUGGGUAUUGUGGAAGUGGAUGGACUUACUUUAACAGCACUAACUCUUGCUAUAAGACCUUAUUCGACGAAACCUGGACCGCUGCGGAGAGCAUUUGUGUUUUGCUUGGAGGACAUUUGACUUCUAUCCAUAGCCCCGAAGAAAAUCUUUUUGUAACGACUCUGUCAAAGGCAAAUAUCAGACGAUCUCACUGGAAAAAGGCAACUUGGAUAGGCUUGCAUCAAGCACGUUAUCCAAGUAGCACAGAAUGGACGUGGACUGAUGGCACGAAAGUUGACUAUUCGCCAUUUGCUCCUGGCGAGCCGAAUAAUCUUGCCAGACGUGAACAGUGCGCACAGCUCUACAGCGACGAACCUCAUUAUCAGCAAUGGAAUGACUGGCGCUGCGAUACCAAGAUGAGGAACUUCGUGUGCAAGAAGAAGUCAUUCCCUCUUUUUUAAAGUAACAGUCUUUUGCAUUUGAUGAAUUUAUCAUUUGAGGCCCUUGGACAAUGUGUAAAUGGAGUAUAAAGUCUCCUCCAAUGGUU
Messenger RNA from Cylicocyclus nassatus, 1130 nucleotides. The record is from the annotation of a GenBank genome assembly. NCBI's taxonomy places the organism in Eukaryota, Metazoa, Nematoda, Chromadorea, Rhabditida, Strongylidae.